UCCGUGAUAACUUUCCAACUACUUUAAUGCCAUUGCAUGUGCUCAAGGAUGACAGUCGCUUAUGCACUUUCAUCUAUUUUCCAAGCCACUUAUCCUCACAAGGGGUGCAGUGCAGGAGCCUUCUUCAACGUUGCUUUAUUACCACCAGUGGGAACAGAAUCCACAUUUAUAAAAGAUUUGCUAUCAGCUACAACUCAUGCCCAGUCCCUCUACACUCCUCCUGACUUGGGCCAACAUUCAAGUUUAAAAGUCUUCCAUUUCAAAUCUUUAUUUGCACUGCCAUCUUUGAUUGUCACAACUCCCACUCACCAAUAAACAAUUUUUUCCCUGAACCAUUUCAUUUCAUCUGUUACACAGACAGCAGUUUCUACAAUAACACGUUUUAGUUAAAAAAAUAUCUGGUAAUAAGUUCGUACAGGUUGAAAUUCUGGCGGGUUCUCCAAGAAAAUAAAAAUUAUUGUGACCAUAACACAUUUAAAGUCAUGACCUCAAAAGUAUAAGGUGCUUGUGCUAACGCCACACUGCAAUAUAAAAGUUAUUAAACAUUUUCCAUUUUGGAACAAACGUAAACAAUUGCUUUAACGGGUCACAAUAAACUGUGACGGAACCGAUCUGGCCCGCAGGCUUUGUGUUCGAUAUCUGAUUUAGAAGAAUUGGUAACGAAAGUAAAUGUUUUAAUAUAGUAUUUUCAUAAAAUUAUGAAAUUAAUUUUUUACACAUAUAUUACGUUUACAAGGCAGUUUCCCUGUUCGGUUUUGCAAUGCUUUUUUUAAUUAGGUUGGUUAAAAGAGAUACAUUUAAAGUACAUUACACAUGUGUUAUUCGAAUGUGAGUAAAAAAAUACAACGCGAAGCAAAUAAACGACUGUUAGCAAAACGUCGACGGGGGACGAGUAGGGAAAAAAAAAAAAAGGUGUUUAAAAAUGGCGACCGCAAAUAUUAUGACGAAAGGGACGGGACGCUUUCGUGAGUUUGUGACUGUCAUGUGAAGUGUCAGAGUGGAACAUGACUCCGAGCGUCACAGGCGGAAGGUCACCGAGCGGAGGAGCCGAGCGGAAGCGGGACUCUGGGGGUGGGAGAAGCCAGUCGGUCCGCCAUUGUGGAAGAUGGCAGGGGGGAUAUUCCCGUAAAACGCUCGUCACUUUCCCGGUGACUCACACCCUCAGCUCGGUCCCGCAUCCACCUCGUUCAGAGGCGAAUCUGACGGUCGAUAAAGAGCGCCGUCGUCGUGUGCUCCCCGGGGGGGCUCCUCCGUCGUCGCCGCCGCCACCGCCUGAACGAUCGGAUCGGACAGCCGGAGAGCCGAGGCAGGCGGGAGGGAGGGAGGGAGGGAGGGGAAGAGAGCGGCGGAGGAGGAGGAGGAGGAGUGCACACAGGCGUACGGACACUGUGCUGAGCAGCCAUCGGCCCCGCUUCCUGGAGGAUGUCUGCGACCGCAGUGGACCAUCAGCAGUGCAAAACGGAUCAAUGCAUCAAAAGGACGGAGUGAACGAUGAUGACUUUGAGCCUUACAUAAGCAGCCAGACAAAUCAGGGUAGCAGCUACCCACCCAUGUCCGAUCCCUACAUGCCCAGCUACUACGCGCCGUCUAUCGGGUUCCCGUACUCCGUGGGGGAGGCCGCCUGGUCCACAGCGGGAGACCCGCCCAUGCCCUACCUGACCACCUACGGACAGAUGAGCAAUGGCGAGCCGCACUUCAUCCCCGACGGUGUGUUCAGCCAGCCCGGCGCCCUGGGGAACACGCCUCCCUUUCUGGGCCAGCACGGUUUCAACUUCUUCCCGGGCAACGCGGAUUUUUCCACCUGGGGUACCAGCGUGUCCCAGGGUCAGUCCACACAGACCUCGGUCUACAGCAACAGCUAUGGCUACGCGCCCAGCUCCCUGGGCCGGGCCAUCGCCGACGGACAGGCCGGCUUCGGGAGCGACACGCAGCUCAGCAAGAUGCCGGUGUUGAACAGCAUCGAGCAGAGCAUGGCGGGACUCAAACUGGGUACGGACAUGGUUGCGGCCGUCAGUAAAACUGUGGGCUCGCCCUUAGGGGGCACCCCGGGAAUGAGCAGCAUGGCGGCAAAUAACCUUCCGCCUUCCGUGAGCUCGUCAGCAGGUAAACUGGCCUCGUGGGCGGCCAUCGCCAAAAAGCCGGCCAAGCCGCUGCUCAAGGCCAAGCCGAAAGCCAACAUGGGGAUUUUGGCCGCCGCCAUUCCUCCGCCGCCCAUAAAGCACAACAUGAACAUUGGUACUUGGGACGAUAAGGGCGGCUUGAACAAGCCACCGUUAGCUCAGACGAUGAUGCCUACGCCGCCGUUGGUACAACAGCCUCUCCUCGCUCAACCCCCAGCCUUACUGCAGAACCCGUUGUCCCAUCAGCCUCAGCACCAGCCCUUCCACCUCCAAUCCCUCCAGUCCCCGCAACACCCUCAAUCCCUCCCACCCGGCCCCCUUCAUCUCUCCUCUCACCCUCCGCAGGCCCUCCAUCAGCACCAACCCCAGCAGCCCGGCCCAUUGCCCAACCGCUGGGUGGCUCCCAGGAACCGGGUGGACGGCUUCGGCAUGGGCGUCGGCAUCCCGCCGCACGCCUCACUUUGCUCGGGCGAAGUGCAUCCCGUGCUGGAGAAACUGCGCGCUCUCAAUAAUUACAACCCCAAAGAAUUUGACUGGAACUUGAAAAACGGACGCGUAUUCAUCAUCAAGAGCUAUUCGGAAGACGACAUCCACCGCUCCAUCAAGUACUCCAUCUGGUGUAGCACCGAACACGGCAACAAGCGUCUGGACGGGGCCUACCGCUCGUUGGGCGGCAAGGGGCCCUUGUACCUGCUGUUCAGCGUCAACGGCAGCGGGCACUUCUGCGGCGUGGCCGAGAUGCGCUCGCCGGUGGACUACAACGCCUACGCCGGCGUCUGGUCUCAGGACAAGUGGAAGGGCAAGUUCGAGGUCAAGUGGGCCUUCAUCAAGGACGUGCCCAACAACCAGCUGCGGCACAUCCGGCUGGAGAACAAUGACAACAAGCCGGUGACCAACUCCAGGGACACCCAGGAGGUGCCCCUGGAGAAGGCCAAGCAAGUGCUUAAAAUCAUCGCGACUUACAAGCAUACCACCUCAAUAUUUGACGACUUUGCACAUUACGAGAAACGCCAGGAGGAGGAGGAUGCCUUGAGGAAGGAACGCAGUCGAAACAAACCGUAAACUUCAAGCGGACGAGACAGGCGACGGCGACAAAAGCCGCUCGACCGCGAGGAGGACGCGAAACGUAUCAUCGCAACACUCGUGUGUAUUUCUGUUUUUCAAAGUCGGCACUUUCAUCCUCUUUACUGUUUUCACUUUGGUUUGCAACUAAAUGACGGAUCAGCUCAGUCGCCAUCUUUUUUUUAUAUUAUUUGUAAUAAUUUUAGUCACUCGGUAGGUAGCAAUCAUUAUUCAGGUGAGCUAAUUAGGGAAACACGAACGCGUCAAUCAGGAAAUAUUAACCCACAUACCAAAACAAUACGACGAUGGGCUCAUAUUUGUUUUAUUUUUUUCUUGUGAUGAAGUGAUUUUUGUCUGAGGAGAAUGUAACCGAUUCACACUUUUAAACAAUUUAAAAAAAAAAAAUGCAGUGUUUAGCAGGGGAAAAAAAAAAUUGUCAUUAUUGGGACAAAGUUGGAUGAAGUGACAAUCAUGCGACAACAGAGGGUAAUAAAAAAAAAUAUGACUUUUGCUCAGAUUAAGUAGCAAUUAGGGUUGUUUUGUCAAAUUGAAAGCAGAUAAAGAUAAACAACAGCUGCUGGCGUUAGCCGCCUCAGCUACUUUGGAUUUUUUUUUUAAUCAUUCUUAAUUAGUAGAAAUUAUGUUACCACAAUUGAGGCGUCUUAUUAUAAUGAAUACUAAUAAUAAUCAUAAUUGCUUUUUAAAAAAAAAAAACCAACUAAUUAAAGCGUAAUGAGAAGACCAUCGUGCUAAAAAAAUUGAAAAAGUUUUAGAAAGAUAGUAGUUAUACUAAUAAUUGUCAGACGUAUUUAUGAAAACAUUUUUGUUCUUAACCAGCACAAUACAGUUGAUUAACAUAAAAAUAAAAAAACUUUUCACUUUUCAGUGAAAAUGUAUAAACAGUAUAUUUUGCCUUUCUUUUUGCAUAAAAUUAAAUUUGGGUACAUUUAUACAUUUACAGUAUAUCCAUUUUUUCAUUUUAUAAUUCUUUAAAAAAAUUUUUGUUCAAUUUUAAAAUUUUGUAUGUUUUUUUUUUUUUUUUAAUGGGCCACUCCCCCCAGUUUAAUUG
Syngnathoides biaculeatus (alligator pipefish) is the source of this 4251-nucleotide messenger RNA. It is a transcript of the gene ythdf3, whose product is annotated as YTH N6-methyladenosine RNA binding protein F3. NCBI's taxonomy places the organism in Eukaryota, Metazoa, Chordata, Actinopteri, Syngnathiformes, Syngnathidae. Gene Ontology annotation, cellular component: cytoplasm. Gene Ontology annotation, biological process: mRNA destabilization. The coding region runs from base 1005 to 3182 and encodes 725 amino acids. Gene Ontology annotation, molecular function: mRNA binding; N6-methyladenosine-containing RNA reader activity. The transcript is spliced from 4 exons. The record is from RefSeq and is a predicted model, not a curated record.